GUCACCGCAGUGCGUUUCGACAAAGCAGAUGCCCAAGAACUCAUCCACAAAUGGAGUAAAAACGAUUUGUUGCCACAAACGGAGUUCAAAUUAACAGACUUGAAAUUGUCGCAACGCGUUGCCGUUUUAAAAGAAACGGGAGUUGUUGCGAAAAGGACUUGGGUGCCUCAGAUUUUGCCGAAAACCAUGUUUGCCGUGAUCGAAAAUGCAAUUUUGGCGGGAAAAGAUAACGUUGCGUUCAAAAAUAUUGCGACGAUGGGAAAAGCAGCGCCGGAAAUCGAUCGAAAUUCGUUGGCGAUGAUGAAUUUGGAGUACGCGAAGUUGAAUUGGAAGCACAAAAAUGAGGCACUGGCAAGGCAAAUGUUUCAGGAGCUCACAAAAGGGCAUAGUUGUGAUGUUGUUACCAUAGAAGCGCAUUUUUUGCAUGGAUAUCAUGUGAAAAGUUCGAUUGAUGAUCCCAUGAAGACGUUUCAAGAGUAUUUUUUGAAGGCGCAUGAAAUGGUGUUGAGAUACGCGCAAAAAUGGAAGAAACUGGAGCAGAUGAGGAAGGGACAUUAUGAUGACGAUCAAGUUGGAAGAGAUUUGAAAAAACUCUCAUCAAUCUUCGAAAAAAUUGCAAAAUUUUUCGACAAGCAAUACAAACAUCUCAGUAAAUAUCUCGUCUCGACGGAUUACCUCAAACGCAAAAGUGUCGUUGAACGUCAGGAGUACAGCAUCGAAAAAUUGCGAGAAAAACAUCGUGCGAGUCAGCUGGAAAAAGACGAAAGAUCCCAACUUCGUGUCAUUGAAGCUAACUUCAAACUUGACAAAAAGAACUUGGAAAAGUACAAAACUGAUCGUGACACGUAUUUAGCGAAUGCCUUGCGGUACUAUGGAUACGCGUGUCGUUACAGCACCGACGAGAGUUUGCACAUCUUUCGAAUUGUUUCGCUUUUUUUGUCACAUAAAAAUGUAACAGCUGUUCGCGAAGUCAUCCAAGGCACCAUGGAAACCAAAGUCCCGCAAGAAAAGGAAGUUUUAACGGGAUUAUUUGACUCUUUACCGUCUUUCAAGUUUCUCGACAUCCUCCCGCAAUUGACAGCCCAUUUAUAUAACGACGAGAAACCGACCUACGUUGACGACGAAAUUUACAAGCUAUUACGACGUUGUGCCAUUGAACAUCCUCAUCACACGUUAAACCACAUAAUGUCCAUGAAGAACUCGUAUGCCGAUAAAUCGAGUCAGGAUCGUGGGCAACAAACAGAUUCACGAGUACGUGGCGCUGAGAAGCUCUUACAUGACAUCGAAGGCGUCAACGAGAGUCUUGGCACGAUAAUUUCGCAGCUCACGAGCAUGACAAAGGCCUUAAUUCGCAUGGCAAACACAAAAUUGCGCGAAAAUGCGGGAGAUUUUCAACUUACGAGAAAUACGGAUUGCGGAAUUUUGUCGCUGAAGAAUUUAAAUGCGAUUCAUUGCCCAACCUUUCAUUUGCCGGUGAUGAAAAAUGGAAAAUAUGAGGGCGUUAUUGUCUCAAUUGUCAAAUGGGAGACAAAAGUUGGUGUUUUGAACGGAAUUAAUGCUCCGAAGAAGUUCAAAUGUCUCUGUUCGGAUGGCGUUGUGCGUCCCCAGCUUCUAAAAGGCAACGACGACUUGCGACAAGAUGCGGUGAUGCAACAAGUAUUCAACAUUAUGAACGCCAUGCUUGCCCAGAACCCAAAAUCGGCUGAAAGACGCUUACAAAUCCGCACUUAUAAAGUUAUUCCGUUUUCACGUCGCUCGGGGAUGUUGGAAUGGUGCAGCAAUACAAUCCCAAUCGGGCCAAUUUUGAUGGAUUGUCACAAACGGUAUCGCCCGCAUGAUAAAUUUUCGCCAAAUGACGCUCGAACUCGCGUUCAGCACAGCGCGCCAUCCGACAAACUGAAAAUUUUCAAUGAAAUUGUCAAAAAUCUCAAACCUGCAUUCCAUAACUUCUUCUUGGAGCACUUUUUGACGCCAGGAACGUUAUUUGAGCGACAAUACGCUUACACAAAUAGUGUCGCAACCAAUUCCAUCAUCGGAUACAUCCUCGGAAUCGGAGAUCGUCACGUGCAGAACAUUUUACUCGAUAUCACGUCAACUGAAGUCAUUCACAUCGAUUUCGGGAUCGCAUUCGAGCAAGGAAAAUGUUUGCCGACGCCAGAAACGAUCCCAUUUCGUUUGACACGAGACAUCAUCGCUGGCAUGGGCGUCACGGGCAUCGAAGGAGUUUUCCGGAAAUCAGCUGAAAUUACGAUGCAAGUGUUACGGGAUCAUCAAUACACGAUUUUGGCGAUUUUGCAAGUUUUGUUGUACGAUCCGUUGUAUAUGUGGACUCUGACACCCGAAAAAGCGCGCAGAACGCAAUCGCUCGAAUGGGAACCGGAUGUCGUGACAAAUACCACAGCUGAGCGGGCACUCGAAUUGUGCAAAGAUAAGUUAAAUGGAGCGGAAAAUAGUUCGAUGGGCACGAUGACGAUCGAAAAUCAGGUCGACAAGUUGAUACGAGAAGCAAUUUCGCAUGAAAAUCUUUGCAAAUUGUUCCAUGGAUGGCAAGCAUAUUUAUAAGUUCCUUACGAAAGUUUAUCUAAAGAAAGAAAUUUUUACUAAAAAUCAAUAAAAUUUGUUAAAAAA
This is a messenger RNA of Culicoides brevitarsis, 2628 nucleotides long. It is a transcript of the gene tefu, whose product is annotated as serine/threonine-protein kinase ATM. Bases 187 to 2562 code for a protein of 791 amino acids. The transcript has 3 exons. Gene Ontology annotation, molecular function: protein serine/threonine kinase activity; protein binding. NCBI's taxonomy places the organism in Eukaryota, Metazoa, Arthropoda, Insecta, Diptera, Ceratopogonidae. Gene Ontology annotation, biological process: DNA repair. The record is from RefSeq and is a predicted model, not a curated record.